Messenger RNA from Dichotomopilus funicola, 3687 nucleotides. RefSeq names its product Endonuclease/exonuclease/phosphatase. The transcript has 3 exons. Bases 1 to 3687 code for a protein of 1228 amino acids. Gene Ontology annotation, molecular function: protein binding; phosphatidylinositol-4,5-bisphosphate 5-phosphatase activity. Gene Ontology annotation, biological process: phosphatidylinositol dephosphorylation. NCBI's taxonomy places the organism in Eukaryota, Fungi, Ascomycota, Sordariomycetes, Sordariales, Chaetomiaceae. The record is from RefSeq and is a predicted model, not a curated record.
AUGGACCCGCCGCCAAAAGACGGGCCCGAUGGCUCAUCCCUUAGACCCGUAUCCUCGCUGCUGGCCAAGUUCGAGGGCCUGAACAAAAUCGAUCCCUCCCAAGCGAGCUCACAAACCGGUCCCUCCUCACGUACAGCGUCACCUUCACCUGCGCCAGGCCCAGGCCCGGCGCCGGCGCCCAAGCCCGUGCGACUGCGUGAUCGCGAACCAAGCCCUUCAGCGGGGCGCGAACCACCUCCCGUUCCACCGAGUCGCACGAAGGAGAGGUUGACGGUCUCCUCCAACGUAACCCCGACUCCGAGCCAUAUCAGCCAGUCGACAUCACCCACGCGCUCUCUCCCACCUCCCAUCAACCCCCGGCCUCCUCCCACGCAAGCGCCAUCACUAACAGUCGAACCUCCACACUCACCCCCAAAACGAGGUGUCGGGAUACCAACGGGCGACCGUCCGGCGUUCGUUAGUACCGAUUCGGUGGUGGCACAAUCCGCAUCGCCAGCGACGGGGUCUAAACAGUUCAAGAUCCCCAGCCGGCCCCGAACACCGGUCGAGUCCCGCGUGUCAACACAACCCUCCCCAGCGCGACCUCCUUCCCCUCCUCCACCACGCCGAUCUGGAGAGCUCCGGAGAGAGCGGGAUACGAAAGAGACCAAAGACACCGGCCGGUCUGCUGUUCCACCUCCGGUUAACCGCGCCGAGAAACCUCUGAUCGGGGCUGCCCGUAUUUCACUCUUCCAACAACCCGCCCAAUCGAUUAGCGUGCCGAGCCGCGCAAAUGACAAGAUCUCUCCGUUUAGCAGUCCGCCACCAAGUAGUAACGGGACCACGGACGAUGGAAUCCCACCUGCAUUGCCGUCGCGGCCGAGGAUGGACCCCGAUAGAAGUCAUCGGCCCCUGAGUUACCAGCCCGUCAGCGAGCCGUUUGACCCCCCACCAUUACAUCACUCAAUGGCUGCCCGGCGACUAGAAAGAGACGGUAUUAGUGGCAGGGGGGGUGAUCCCCUGAGCCCCCAGUCCACGGGGGAUCAGCCGCCCGCCCUUCCCGCGAGACCCCAGAGCUUCAUAGACACCUCACGUUCGAUGCCCUCCGCCUCGGCCCCGCCACGGCCGCCUCGGCCGGCAGUCAAUACAAACACCGCGCGGCCACAUGAGAUCGGUGCCAUGGGAGCUGCGGCGCAAAAACGAGUAGCAUCGACACCCACGGCCUACGGGGCACCACCAACUAUCCCGAGACUCAACGGGAGAUCGAUGACCAUGGGCGUGGAGCGGUUACAGAGUAGAAUGGCCGCUGAGAUUCGCGCCCCCACCACCCCGUCCACUCCCAUAGAGUCCUGGCAUGCGGACGCGCCGGGCGGAACACCUUUAAGAGGCGAGCCAUCAGCGCCUCUGAGGGGCGAACUAUCUGCACAUGUCACCACAGCCUAUCCCGACACGUCGAGAACGAACCGAAGCAAGCCAUACAUUAACAAAGGGGUGCACGAGAUCGCGACCAACUAUGACGGGCGGACGUUCGAUGUCUGCGGCCAGGUGGUAUGCACAACAGGCUCGUACACGAGGGCAUGGAGCGUGCAGGACGGGGAGCUCUUGAUGAGCCUCGCGAUGGGCGAGAAUCUGAAAGGCUCGGCCGUCAUCUUCAAGCCCGGGCAGAACGUGGACGAGGAAGGCAAGCGGGUCUGGGUCGGCAACAACCACGGCGACCUGCUCGAGGCCGAUGUCUACUCGCAAGCCAUUCUGAACCAGAAGGUCAGUGCCCAUGGCCGCAGCGAGAUCAUCAAGAUCUACCGGCACUACAACGAGCUGUGGACGCUGGACGAGGGCGGGACCCUGCUCGUGUGGGGCCCUGACGAGGAAACCGGCGUUCCGAGCCUGUCUAUGGCGCCUGCCCAGUCGUUCCGUGUGCCCAGGGGCCACACGUUCUCGAUGGUGGUGGGCGACGAACUCUGGCAUGCGACAGGGAAGGAAAUCCGGGUCUUUCUGCCGACAUUAGACGGGCGGGCGCAGUUCCAGGUUCUGAUUCGGCCGCUCGUGCAGGACAGCGCGGGCGAGGUCACAUCGGGCACUUUGCUCGCGUCGGAGCCGGACAAGGUGUACUUUGGACACAGCGACGGCAAGGUCAGCAUCUACUCGAGGAAAGACUACUCGUGUCUGGGCGUGAUGAAUGUCAGCCAGUACAAGAUCAACUCGCUCGCGGGCAUAGGCCGGCAGAUGUGGGCGGGGUUCAACACGGGAAAGAUGAUGGUGUUCGACAUGAGCCAGACGCCGUGGGCGCUCAAGAAGGACUGGCAGGCGCAUAAGAACCCCGUCAUGCGAGUGGCGGCGGAUCGGUCGAGCUUCUACAAGCUGGACCGGUGCCAGGUGGUGUCGCUGGGCGCGGACAAUAUGCUGCGCACCUGGGACGGGCUGCUGCAGGACGACUGGCUGGAGAGCGAGAUGAAGCUCAAGGACGUCGAAUACUGCAGCUUUGAGAAGCUCAAGGCGCUGGUCGUGACGUGGAACGCGGGUGCGUCCACGCCGCACAGCCUGCGCUACACCGAGUCGGACGCGGCGUUCGUGCGCGACCUGCUACAGAACAGCGAUUCGCCCGAUAUCAUCGUGUUUGGGUUCCAGGAGCUGGUGGAUCUGGAGGACAAGACGGCGACGGCGAAGCGGUUCCUCAAGCCCAAGAAAAAGGAAGGGUCGGACCAGGAACGCAUGAGCCACCAAUACCGCGACUGGCGCAAGUUCCUCGCGCAGAGCCUGGACGACCACAUGUCCAGCGGCGGGCUAUACCACAUCCUACACUCAGCACCACUCGUGGGGCUCUUCACAUGCAUCUUCGUCAAGGCCGACCUCCGCGAGCGCAUCAGCAACCUCAGCAGCGCCGAAGUCAAGCGCGGCAUGGGCGGGCUGCACGGCAACAAGGGCGCAAUCGUGAUCCGCUUCAUGGUCGACAACACCUCGCUGUGCUUCAUCAACUGCCAUCUCGCCGCAGGCCAGGGCUCAGCCAACGCGCGACACAACGACAUCGCAGCGAUCCUGGAAGCCCAGCUCCUCCCCGUCGAGCGCGACCCGACAGCACGCUUAGACAGCUUCGUCGGCGGCGGCGACGGGUCCAUGAUCCUAGACCACGAACUGUGCCUCCUCAACGGCGACCUCAACUACCGCAUCGACACCAUGAGUCGCGACACGGUAGUCGCAGCCGUCAAAGCCAACAACCUCGCCAAGCUCCUCGAGCGCGACCAACUACUCGUCGCGCGCCGGCGCAACCCCGGGUUCCGACUACGCGCAUUCGAGGAACGCCCCAUCGAGUUCGCGCCGACGUACAAGUACGACGUUGGCACGGAUACGUACGACACGAGCGAGAAACGGCGCAGUCCGGCGUGGUGUGAUCGGCUGCUGUUCCGGUGUGGUGGGGGUAGGGGGCGGAUCGAGCAGCUGGAUUAUCGCCGGCAUGAGGUGCGGGUGUCGGACCAUCGGCCGGUGAGCGGGCGGUUUCGGUUUGAGGUGAAGCAGGUGGAUGCGAGGAAACGGGCGGUUGCGUGGAUGGAGUGUCAGCAGAGGUGGGAGGAUCGGAGGGUGCGUGAGGGGGAAGAGGAGAAGAUGUAUUACCUGACAAAAAUAAUCGGCUACGACAAGGCUACAGCACAACGUCUAAUUCAAGAGCGGGCGCCAAAGAAAGUACAACGGAGUGCGAGUAGACAUAGGGAGUAG